UAARUGACAACCGGGAGACUGGGGAAUCUGGGGAAGGGAUCGUCAACCCGAACGCUUAUUCGGAAAUUUCCGUCAUCACGUCGUAAUUUAUCGCGWGUUCGUAACACACACGAUCACUUACCGAGCUCACUAAAGAAAAUGGCCGACGAAUAAAGAUUAUACAGAAAAUACAAAAUGCGUCGUUCUAGGGGCCCAUCUAACACCACUUCGACUAGUUCGAGUUCUGGUUCCGGUGGAACAAGUUCUUCUUCAAGCUCAGCAAAUUCCAGUAACAACAACACGGUUCCUUCGCUCCUGAAAGAACUUCAUUCUUUGGUACAACAAAUUCAGGAAGAAAGAAACAGAAGUGAGCAUAAUAUAAGUAAUAUCGAAAAGACCCACGAGAAGAUGAAGUCAGAAGGAAAAGUUUCUUCAUACUUCAAGACAAAACUAAGAGGAUUAUACAAAACUGCAACCUCAGAUGCUCAAGCUGAAGCAGAUAUUAUCAGGAAGGCCUUGGACAAGAUUGCUAUUAUCAAAGCUUUGAGGAAUGACAGGAGAAUAGGGAGAAGUGGAGUCAGUAGAAGCCAAGAGUCUGGUGAACCAAGGAAAGCAAUGCGACGUGGAGUUCUAAUGACAAUGUUACAGCAAGCAGCUUCCCAGUUACCAAUGAUGAUAGGCAAGUCAUCAGAAAGUCCACCUCCACUUUGUGGUGCAAUUCAAGCUGAAAAUAACUAUGUUGCCCAUCCAGGAGAUCACGUUGCUGCCCGUGUUAAGACUUCCGAUGGUGAAGAACAGUGGAUAUUAGCUGAAAUUGUUUCAUACAAUUCAUCAUCCAAUAAAUAUGAUGUUGAUGAUAUAGAUGAAGAAGGGAAGAAUGGCAAAGAACGUCAUCACCUUAGUCGACGCAGAGUAAUACCUCUACCAAAACAAAAGGCAAAUCCUCUGACACACCCUAGUGCUUUGUUCCAAAAGGAUCAGGUUGUUAUGGCUCUGUAUCCACAAACAACAUGUUUCUACAAAGCUGUUAUCCACGAACCUCCRUCCAGGCCACAAGAUGACUAUCUUGUAUCGUUUGAAGACACUUCAUAUGCUGAUGGUUUUGCCCCACCACUACAYGUCCCUCAAAGAUAUGUCGUAGUGAUCAAAGACAACAAAAGACGGUGAAGGAACUUCAUAUAUUGAUGGUUUUGCCCCAUCUCUACACAUCACUUAGAAGAUGUAUUGUAGUGAUGAAAGACAGGAGAGAAAUAUAAUUUAAAUUUAUGCAAAUAUGUAUCUCCAUUGAAAAUCAUUAUAACACAGUAUUUAUCAGGAAAGGUAUACUCCUUUCCCAGCCAACAAACAAAACUCCACUCUGAAGAUUAUUAGGGAGAACCAAACAAAAGGCAACUUAAAAAAACUCCUUUGCUAUGAGCUAUAUUCAAGCAAUAAUAUAAAUUUAUAGCAAGAUUUGAAGCUAUUGUACAAAAUAAUAAAGAUUGUUGUAUAUAU
Messenger RNA from Exaiptasia diaphana, 1473 nucleotides. Its product is annotated as SAGA-associated factor 29. The transcript has 12 exons. Bases 175 to 1146 code for a protein of 323 amino acids. The record is from RefSeq and is a predicted model, not a curated record. NCBI's taxonomy places the organism in Eukaryota, Metazoa, Cnidaria, Anthozoa, Actiniaria, Aiptasiidae. Gene Ontology annotation, cellular component: SAGA complex.